Messenger RNA from Mizuhopecten yessoensis (Yesso scallop), 2144 nucleotides. RefSeq names its product glutathione-specific gamma-glutamylcyclotransferase 1-like. The transcript is spliced from 3 exons. Gene Ontology annotation, cellular component: cytoplasm. The record is from RefSeq and is a predicted model, not a curated record. Gene Ontology annotation, biological process: glutathione catabolic process. Gene Ontology annotation, molecular function: gamma-glutamylcyclotransferase activity; glutathione specific gamma-glutamylcyclotransferase activity. NCBI's taxonomy places the organism in Eukaryota, Metazoa, Mollusca, Bivalvia, Pectinida, Pectinidae. Bases 16 to 987 code for a protein of 323 amino acids.
UGCUCCGAUUGGCUGAUGCGCGUAUACAUAGGGCCUGCUAACGAUGAUGAAAUCAUUGUACAGCUGGUCGAUCCGUACCAUACGUUUUGCAGCAGUACCGCAAAUCAAUCGGACUAUCACAGAAUGAAGAUGGACACACUGUUGGGAGGUUUAGAUCAUUUAGACAAGAAAAAGACUGUCUGGGUUUUUGGUUAUGGCUCUCUGAUGUGGAAUCCUAAUUUUAAUUUUCAAAGAAAACUGACAGGACACAUUAAUGGCUUUGUGAGGAGAUUUUGGCAGGGGAACACGACACACAGAGGUACAUUAGAAAAGCCCGGAAGAGUCGCAACACUGGCUAAACAACAUCAGGGUUGUGUGUGGGGCGUGGCCUUCCAGAUGGUGGGCGUGGACCAGAUUCGGGAGGGACUGGACUACCUGUAUACCCGGGAAGCCGUCCUUGGAGGAUACGAGGCGUUCGUUACCAAGUUCCAUGUUCGCGGCACCAAUGACUUACCUGUAGAUGUACUUGUUUUCACCGCAACCAGUUCCAGUCACCUAUAUAUGGGGCCUGCUGACACGAAUGUUAUGGCCGAGCAAAUUUUCAACACUCGUGGUCAGGCUGGUCCUAACACUGAUUACGUCACAAAUAUUGCUGACUACAUCAGGAAACACAUUCCAGAGGACAAUGAUGACCACCUGUUUUCAUUAGAUCAGACAUUGCGAUAUUUAAUUACAUCAUCUGGAAAUUCCAGCGCCUCAAAAAAUGACUGCAAGGUUUCAGUGUCGAAAACUGAACAAGAAUACAUCACAGAAAUUGUGAAACACUCACUAUCAAUGUCAAAAGCAGGAACGGAGAACAGAAAGAAAUAUGACCACUCCGUACCUAGUGAACAUUACAAAGAUAUAAACGUUGACCUUUCUCUCAAUGCCAAAUCGACGAAGCAUUUUAGCUUAACCACAGACAUUGUUACGACGGAGCAUUAUAAACUACAGACAGCGCAAGCAUAGUGUUCAGUAUUAUUUUAUUUUUUUCAUUUUGUUACACGAAAGUGCUUAUAGUAUCAGUAUUAUAGCUUUUUUAAAAGUGCUAUGUCGACAUUAAAUUCUGAAGAAAAACUGUUGUUGUUUAUGAAAUUUGCUUACUUGUACUCUUCACCGCCGUGGCCGAGCGGUUUUGUAAAUUUUUGAUGGCAAUAUCUUUUAACCUUUUGUGCCCUAUGUGAUCUAAACUUUAAAAAAAUAUGUUUGCAAUUAGUUUGCAAAUAUUGACUUGGGAUACAUGCAAGUAGUACAAAAGGUCAUACAUGCAAGUAGUACAAAAGGUCACACAUUUUCGUGGUAACUGGUCCCAUCACAUUCACAAAUGAAUAAAAAUACAGGUAUAUUAAGUGCAAUUACGCGUAAAGAGGAUGGAGCCGGUUGAAGCCGUAUAUAUCGUAAUUAACAGUGCCACAUGUCGACAUGUUAUUGAUCUGCACAAGUAAAAUGUAUAUAUACCUGUGCUGGAACACAUUUUGACGUUUUACAUAAAACCUGGAAUCGUGUCUAUAUAUUGAACUAAGUAUUUAUUGACCAAAGACUCAAUACUAGAUGGCAUUGCUGUCAAACGUUAUGAUCUUGACAUCUGGCGCUAUCUUGGCAUAUAUAUAUAUAUACCAAAUGUUAACAGGGGCCUGUUCGUUCAUGGGGAACAACCGCUUUGUCUGUUGCAUUUGAACAUUUUUCGGUAUAAAUCCUGGCGGACCUACAAAAGUUUAUAAAGGCCUUGUAAGGCAUUGUUAAGGCUCGCCUGAAAACAGUAUCUGUCUACUAGGUCCGACCUUAUUUCAUAAACGAACCCCCCUGGUCUAACCGGUUCAAACGUUUGAAUCGCGAUAAACGAAAGCGGCCAAUGGCACCGACAACUAACGUAAUCAUGACCUUUAUACGAUGUUACCUUGACAACUGAUAUAACUAAACAUGACCUUAUGUGACGUUAUCAUGACCUUUAUACGAUGCUACAUUGACAACUGAUAUAACUAAACAUGACCUUAUGUGACGUUAUCAUGACCUUUAUGCGAUGUUACCUUGAAAUCUUAUAUAACUAAACAUGGCCUUAUGUGACGUUAUCAUGACCUGUAUACGAUUUUACCUUGACAACUGAUAUAACUAAACAUGACCUUAUG